GUGGUGCUGACGCGCCGGGCGGCGCACGCCUUCGAGCUGGCGGAGCAGGCGCUGGCGAGCGUGCUGCUGCAGGAGCCCGUGCGCGACAUGGACGCCGUCGUCGUCUCCGUGGCCGGCGCCUUCCGCAAGGGCAAGAGCUUCCUGCUCGACUUCAUGCUGCGCUACAUGUACGCCCAGAAGGAGGCGGGGCCAAUGGGGACCCCGGGGCCAGGCUGGCUGGGGCAGGAGGAAGAGCCCCUGCAGGGCUUCUCGUGGCGCGGCGGCUCUGAGCCCGACACCACCGGCAUCCACAUCUGGAGCGAGGUCUUCGUUGUCCAGAAGCCGGGGGGCAAGAAGGUGGCUGUGGUGUUGAUGGACACGCAAGGCGCCUUUGACAGCCAAUCGACUGUCAGGGACUGCGCCACCAUCUUUGCGCUCAGCACCAUGACCAGCUCUGUCCAGAUCUAUAACCUCUCCCAGAACAUCCAGGAGGAUGAUUUGCAACAGCUGCAGCUCUUCACAGAGUACGGGCGCUUGGCCAUGGAUGAGAUCUUUCACAAGCCCUUCCAGACCCUCAUGUUCCUGGUCCGGGACUGGAGCUUCCCUUACGAAUAUAUCUAUGGCCUCCAGGGGGGUAUGAAGUUCCUGGAGAAGCGGCUGGAGGUGAAAACCCAGCAGCACGAGGAGAUCCAGAACGUGCGCAAGCACAUCCACUCGUGCUUCACCGAUGUCAGCUGCUUCCUCCUGCCCCACCCCGGCCUCAAGGUGGCCACCAGCCCCAGCUUCGAUGGUCGCCUCAAAGAUGUGGCCGAGGAGUUCAAGGAGGGGCUGCAGCAGCUCAUACCCCUGGUCCUGGACCCCGCGCGGCUCAGGGAGAAGGAAAUCAAUGGCUCCAUGGUCACCUGCCGUGGGCUGCUAGAGUACUUCAAGGCGUACAUCAAGAUCUACCAAGGGGAGGACCUGCCACACCCCAAAACCAUGCUCCAGGCAACUGCAGAGGCCAAUAACUUGGCAGCUGUGGCCUCUGCCAAGGACCUGUAUUACCUCAAGAUGGAGCAGAUGUGUGGGGGUCACAAGCCGUAUGUGGCUCCAGCCCAGCUGGACGAGAGGCACGAGGCAGCACGAACAGCGGCCCUGGAGCUCUUCCGGCGGGUAAAGAAGAUGGGGGGUGCGGCCUUCAGCCGGGGCUACGAGGAGCAGCUGGAGACGGAGCUGGCCGAGCUGCACGCUCACUUCUCCCGGCACAACGAGGCCAAGAACCUGCUGGGGGCUCUGCGCACCCCGGCCGUGCUGGCGGGCGCUGUGCUGGCCCUCUACCUGGGCUCGGGCCUCUCGGGCUUCGUCGGCCUGUCCGUGGUGGCCCAGCUCUGCAACGGGCUGGUGGGGCUGUUGCUGCUGGCCCUGCUGGCCUGGGGCUACAUCCGGUACUCGGGGCACUACCGGCCCCUGGGGACCGCCAUUGACACCACUGCCGGCUACGUGCUUGAGCAGGCCACCGCGCUGGGCAACACCACCCGUACUGACACUGCCGGCCCCCCACCCCGGCCCCCGCCUGACAAGAAGGGGCAGUGAGUGAUGGGGCUGCACCUGGGGACCCUCCCACCUCGCUGCCUCCCCGCAGCCUCCACUUUGCUCCCCCCCAGCGCUAGCUCUCGCACUUUAAGACCGGACUGCAGCUUUAUGGGCCCAUCAGUGCCCACCAGUGCCUUCCAACUGGGGCUCCGUUCCCUUCCCCCUCUGUUGGGAGGGCACAGAGACCUGGGGGGUCCAAGUGCCCCCCAUCCCCCCUCCAGUGCCUUGAGCCCCUCCUCUACUUUAUUUGGGGGGGUCUUGUAUUGCCCCCCCACAAUGGUCAGCCAUUUUGUAUCAGGGUCACGCCCCACCCGGUUGCCUGGGUUCUAUGUUGGGGGGGGCAUGUGCCCCUCCCCCCUCCCAGGGCCUGGCAGUCCCUGGGAGCUAUUGAGUCGGGGGUCUAGACCCCCGCUUUCCCCACAUGGGCCAGAUCCUGCCCCACAUUCCCGCUGAUGUAUAAGCACAAUAAAUGGCAUUCCGUUUC
This is a messenger RNA of Alligator sinensis (Chinese alligator), 2035 nucleotides long. It is a transcript of the gene ATL3, whose product is annotated as atlastin GTPase 3. Gene Ontology annotation, biological process: protein homooligomerization; endoplasmic reticulum organization. Gene Ontology annotation, molecular function: GTP binding; GTPase activity. The transcript has 12 exons. The annotation marks the transcript as partial. NCBI's taxonomy places the organism in Eukaryota, Metazoa, Chordata, Crocodylia, Alligatoridae. The record is from RefSeq and is a predicted model, not a curated record.